Suillus discolor is the source of this 954-nucleotide messenger RNA. RefSeq names its product HotDog domain-containing protein. Lineage: Eukaryota; Fungi; Basidiomycota; Agaricomycetes; Boletales; Suillaceae. The coding region runs from base 296 to 772 and encodes 158 amino acids. Gene Ontology annotation, molecular function: fatty acyl-CoA hydrolase activity. The record is from RefSeq and is a predicted model, not a curated record. The transcript is spliced from 6 exons.
GUACAUAGUUGGUGGACACCAAAACAUUUCUCAAGGCAAGGCAUUGGCAUUUCUACCACAGCACCGAGAGGACGACGUACAAAAGCAAUUUGUUGGUCAUGCACAUGAGCGGCCUGGACGUUGCCAGUCUACGACGUCUGGCGACAACAGAGGGCAACAUCAUAAUUUAGUAGCCGCCUAAGCAAUUUGGGGGUUCUACUAUUUCAAGUUGCCAGGAAUCGAUAUCGACACUUCCCAAGUCGACGGGAAUGCUUCCCCGGAAAUAAAACAUGUAUUGCUCAGCAUUCUGCAGUCCAUGCGACGGUCAAUUGGCAAGCCCUCUAGCAGUUUCGAAAACGAGAUUGCGUCCCGGUUGCAACUAACAGAGGCAUCUAUAUUGUCAAAGACCGAGGAACCGGAGAAAUUUGAAGGUCGUGUCGUUUUCCAGGUGAUUGUGGACGAAGAAUUGCUCAAUGUCUCUCAAAACGUCCACGGUGGAUGUACGGCCAUGAUAAUUGACAUUUGCUCGACAAUGCCCAUUUACGUCCUUGGGGCCUCGACAAGCGAUCAUGGCGAAUUUGGCGUAUCACAGUCUUUAAACAUUGUGUACCAUUCACCAGCAUUGCUGGGAGACAAGCUACGCGUUGUGAGCACAUCACUCGCUCUUGGCAGCCGGGCACUCUCAAGUCGUUGUGAAGUAUGGAAUGUUACGCGACACCGAUUGGUAGCAUCAGCCGUGCACAUUAAGAUGGUUCCAUCUGAACCUAAGGUAUCUGAAUCUGCCAAACUCUAACCUGGGUGCGGUCACAAGUCUAGGUGACAUGUUGAUUUACACAUACCACAAUCAUUAUAUGGCUGUUUUGAAAGUAGUCCUCUGGCCUGCUCGUAUUCUGCAUGGAUUCUAGCACUCUGUUCAUUGACAAGCUAAUGUCGCGUAGCCUUAGUUUCCUCAAUGACACUGGUUGGCUAAUCGAA